Molecule: messenger RNA, 4720 nt
Organism: Ailuropoda melanoleuca (giant panda)
Lineage: Eukaryota; Metazoa; Chordata; Mammalia; Carnivora; Ursidae
Gene: SNX16
Product: sorting nexin 16
Exons: 6
Coding region: 358-1152 (264 amino acids)
Biological process (GO): early endosome to late endosome transport; endosome to lysosome transport; protein targeting to lysosome
Cellular component (GO): late endosome; early endosome
Molecular function (GO): phosphatidylinositol binding
Source: RefSeq, a predicted model, not a curated record
UCCACCUCGCCAGGAUUCUGGGCUGGGAGGCCAGGGUAGAGACCGGCUGAGGUUUGGAGCAGCUGCUUCGGGGGCGGAAAGUCACGUGAGACUUCUUGGUCCUGUGGGUGGAGACGAAAAGCUGCGGUUAAGGAGGGUCGGAUUUAACCGUCACAGGGAAGUGCGCUCAAACGGAAUCGCGGAGUGGGCUGAGGCUCGGGCCACCUCACCUGACCGAGGUUUCCCCUAAGAUGUUAGUCCUUGGAACAUCUCCAUGCUAAGUGAAUUCCUAAGAAGAAAAUAAUGGAUUUCAUAUUAGUUGUACCCUAAGUGUUUGGACUCAGCAUUGUGCAGGUUUGCUGCAAGGGCUAAAAGAAGAUGGCAACUCCUUAUGUCCCAGUUCCUAUGCCCAUAGGGAACUCUUCUUCCAGUUUUACAACCAACAGAAACCAAAGAAGUUCUUCUUUUGGGAGUAUCUCAACAAGCUCAAACUCUUCCAAAGGCCAGUUAGAGGACUCAAAUAUGGGUAAUUUUAAACAGACAAGUGUACCCGAUCAAAUGGAUAGUACUUCAUCUGUCUGUAGCAGUCCCCUCAUUAGGACUAAAUUUACAGGUGCAGAUUCUUCCAUUGAGUAUUCUGCUAGACCAAGAGAAAGUGAAGAACAAAAUCCUGAAACAGUAUAUUUGGAAGAUAGACCUUCUACACCUACUAUACUGGGUUAUGAAGUGAUGGAAGAAAGAGCUAAAUUUACCGUAUAUAAAAUACUAGUAAAGAAAACCCCAGAAGAAAGUUGGGUAGUUUUCAGAAGAUACACUGACUUCUCUAGACUUAAUGAUAAAUUAAAAGAGAUGUUUCCAGGCUUUCGAUUAGCGCUUCCACCAAAACGCUGGUUCAAAGAUAAUUACAAUGCUGACUUUUUAGAAGAUAGACAACUAGGAUUACAAGCAUUUCUUCAAAAUUUAGUGGCUCACAAGGACAUUGCUAACUGCCAAAUGGAAGCAAAAGUAUUAAAGAUUGAAUAUGGAGGAGAGAUUACGGGCUAUAUUGAACCUGUCAGUGAACAAGGAGGAAAAAAGAGUAAGACUUUUUUCUUAAAAAUUGACUUCUAUUUAGUUUAUAGACCGUUUAAUAAUAGACUCUUUGGUAUUUAUAUUUUAUUUGAAUUCACUUGAUUUGUUUAUAAAUUAUACAUUGAUAAUAUGUAGGAAAACACUGAGCAGAAUCAUGGCACACAUAGGCAGUCAAAUAUUUGCCAAAUCUUAAUAAAGUUCUCUAUCAGUGAUUCUCAAGCAAGGGUAAAGGUUUUCUUUUCUAGGGGGGAAAAAUGUAUCAGAAUGUUAGUGAAAGAAAUUGUUUUCUCAGACACUACUAUCUCCCAGAGAUUCUUUUGUGUCCCUCUCCUGUGGGAAUAGAGUUUGAACAUAUUGACUCUCUUCCUCCGUCACCUGAAUCCUGUUGAAACCAAGGAAAUGUAGUGAACCCCUGAGAAAGUAUUUUAUAAAUCAAAGUGGUAUAGCCAGUUUUAAAUUUCAUUCUUAUGUUACAGAUUAAAGAAGGUAAGGCAUGGAAUGUGACCUUGAACUAAAUUGGAAAAAAACUUAGGGAAUCCAUUGGAUUUUGUUUGAGUAGCACUCUAGUGAGCCAUAUAGAUCACAAAGAUUUUUCUCUUUUUACUGGAGUAUAUACUGAUACACAAUAUCCCAUUAGUUUCAAGUGUACAUCAUAGUGAAUCAGUAUUUUUAUACAUUAUGAAAUGAUUCCCACAAAAAGUCUAGUUACCAUCUGUCACUACAAAGUUAUUGCAAUGUUACUGACUAUAUUCCCUAUGCUAUAUAUUAGGUGAAGGGGAUUAAGAGCUACAAACUUCUAGUUAUAAAACAAGUAAGUCAUGGGGAGGUAAUAUAGAUCAUAAAGAUGUUUAGAGAAGGAGAAUGAAAUAGAAGAGCCACUCCAAAAACGAUUCCUACAGCUGGGUACAUUGUCAACAUCAUUGUUGCUCUGGGGCUAAAUUUCUACUAUAAGUCAAAGGUAUAAAAAGAGAUACAUAUAUUCCUUUAACUACUUUUUCUUUCCUAGCAGCGGCAUUUCAAUAAUUAAUUUGCUAACAUAAAAAUGUUACUAAAGAAUGAGGAAGUCUGGGUAUAAACCUAUAAGAGAACAAUGUCUCACAUUGGGUUAUCAUACACUGAAAGUAUUAAAAAGAAAAAAAGACCCUUCUAUAAACGUUUUUGCACUUUCUUUAUCAAUCUUAAAAGCUGUUCUCAGGGUUUCAACAGAUUUUUGACCUCUCAAUCCCAAGAUCAGUUUAUUUCCUGUGGCUCAUUUUUUGCCUAAUAGUUGGUUCUGUAGUAAUGGGUGGAUAAAAGUAUAAUAGCUAAACCAAAAGAAUGUGUGGUGGUCCUAUUCUUCUCUGUGCUCUUAGACCAACUGCAGUAGUCUAGAGGCCUUGGUUAAAGGAUACAGACAAGUUGAAUGUUUUCUGAGGGAAGUGACCAGCAAGGGGAAAGGAUCCAGAUGAACCAAAAUAUAACAGAAAUGAAUUUAAAAGUAGAAAAAGGCACAUAUUUUCACUCAGAAGACAGAUUUAAGGUCUUGCUCUACCCCUUGCACUUGUAACCUUGUAUGGGUCAUUUUAACUCUCUGAACUUUGGUAUCAUUUGUAAAAUGGAAAUGUAAUGCCUGUCUUUACCUCACAUGAUUAUUGUGAAAAUUAAAUGAAAUAGGAUAUAUAAAAGCCCUGUAUGUGCAAUGUACUUUAAAAAGAUGAAAAGUGAUAACUGUGUGGGGUAAUAGAUAUGUUAAUAGCUUGAUUGUAGUUCACAUUUCACAAUAUAUACUUCAAUCAAGUUGUACACCUUAAAUAUAUACAAUUCUUAAUUGUCAGUUAUACCUCAGUAAAACUGGGGGAAAAAUGUUGGCUCCAUGAGUGCAGAGACCAUACAGGCUUUAGGUACGCAAUAAAUUUUGUUACAGGAUAAAAAAAAAAAGAAAAUAUUAGUAUAUUAGUAUUGCUUUGGGGGACUAUAAGGCAAGGGGAAAUACAACAUUUUCAGCGUGCUCUUAGGGUUAUAAUGUGAAAGAGGACUUAGAUUUGCCCUGAAUGGCUCAAAAGCAAAUUGAGAUUCGUGAGCAGAAGCUUCAGGGAGAAGAAUUUCAGCUCAGUAGAAGAAAUAAUUCUCUAAUUUUCCGUAUUUUUCAAACAUAAGAUGGUUUAUUCUAAGAAGUACAACAUUCCCUAUUCCUGGAGGUGUUUAGGUCUACUCUUGGCUGAACACAUGAAAAGGUUAAAAAGCAUACUGUGGAUCACAUUUUAUAAAAAGCAACUAGAUCACAUUUAAGAUCCUUUCCAUCUCUAUUAUCUCAUGAUUAUGAAUACUCAGGUUUUUUCUGUUUCCCUGAAUCUGUAUCCUUUAUUACCUGUAUUGUCAAGAUUUUAUCGUCCACAGAUUUACUCCUCUUUGUUCUGUCUUUGCGGUUUUCUGGAUUGAUUUCUUAACACCACUUCUCUAUAAUAAUUCACAUUAUUUUCACUUUUGGAAAGGUUUCACUGUAUAUUCCAUUUGUCUCUUCAUGACCAUCCCCUGUCAUCAUCAACCCGUCUGUCCCAAUAUGAAUCCCAGUGUAUUAUUCCCUUUUCGGCGUAGGUUGACAUCUAUACAGUACAUCAAAAUAUCAUAUUUUUAUCCUUUUAUACCUAAAAAUUUUAAGUCUCCAUAUUUGUUUUAACAUGCACACACAGUUGCCUCUCAGUCCAAAAUUGCUUUUAGAAAGGUAUUUUUGUAAAAAGGAAGUUAAGUUUUCUACUGUUUUAACCUAUUUCUGAUAAUUGUGAAAGACAAUAUCAUAUUAUAGUUGCCCCUUGAACAACACAGGUUUGAACUGCAUAGAUCCUCUCAUACACAGAUUUUUUGCAGCAUAGUACUAUAAAUGUAUUUUUCUUAUGAUUUUCUAAAUAACAUUUUCCUUUCUAGCUUACUUUAUUGUAAAAAUGCAGUAUAUAAUAUAACAUACAAUAUAUGUGUUAAUUGACCAUUUAUGUUAUAGAGAAGGCUUCCAGUCAACAGUAGGCUACUAGUAGUUAACUUUUUGGAGAGUCAAAAGUUAUGUGCAGAUUUUCAGCUGCACAGGGGUUAGCACCCCUAACCCCUGUGUGGUUGAAGGGUCAACUGUAUUUCAUUAUUUUGAGAUUUAUAGUAAUUCAGAAAUGAGGAGUUGUUCAGUGUUUUUCUCUCUUAAACUCUUUAGGGAAAAUAUUUAAGUAAAUUACUGUGAUAAACAUGAUUGCAAGAAAAAUCUUUAACUUGUUUCAGUGUAAAUACUUUUCAGUUAGUUUAGAAACAUCUCCUGACAAUGAAACAAAUGAAGUAUAAAUUAGAAAUUGUAUUUCUUCAUAACAAGAUAAUGACAUUUUUAGACUAGUUUAAAUUAAUAAUUUUGGAAGUAAUACUGUUUCUAUUCAUCGUUUAGGUUGGUCUGACCAUUAUUCUGACUUACAUUUUAUCUCCUGCAGUUCUUAUGUAGCAUGAAUUUACAAUUUCUGUGUUCAUAAGAUCUUAGAAAAUGGCUAAAAAUUCUCGUAUCUUCUAAAGAUUUUAUAUUUGUAUUUGGUUGUUUGUAUGAGAACACAUAAACCAACUUGCCGCUUUUCCUAUAUCCGCAAAACCAACUUGCUUAGAACACUGUAUAGCUUCAAAGUAACUUUUGCUCUCUGUCUUUUGUAAACUUAUUUGUACCCCAGUU